AUGUUUAUUACACCUCAAGAGUCCCACUUGAUUUCCGUCCGCGCGGGGCAGGGCGAUCUUGCUGGACUUGCCGUUAUCGUCAAAAGUCUUGCUCAGCGGGAAAGGGUGACCGAAGCAGAGGUCUUGAUCUCGUGCAAGGACGACUUCCAGAGAACGGCGGCGCAUAUUGCAGCUCAGCUGGGACAAAGAUGCAACUUAUCCGUGUCAGCUUCAAUCGAGACAUUGGCAGCCCUGCUCGCUUCAGAAGAGGACAAGACCACUUAUUUCAACAUGGCGAAUCGCUUUACGGGCGACCGGCCGGUUCAUACAGCAAUGCGUUUUGGCUACCUUGAGGUCUUGAGAACACUGGUCACGCAUGGCGCUGACCCGACAGCCAAGAACCGAUUCGGAGAUACGGUAUUGGACUAUCCGGGAGAAUAUGAGAUGGACGAGGUCAAGAGCAUUGUCGACGAAUACAGGGCAAGGUUUCCACAGACCACGACAUGA
Neurospora tetrasperma FGSC 2508 is the source of this 486-nucleotide messenger RNA. RefSeq lists its product as uncharacterized. The coding region runs from base 1 to 486 and encodes 161 amino acids. The transcript has 2 exons. Lineage: Eukaryota; Fungi; Ascomycota; Sordariomycetes; Sordariales; Sordariaceae. Gene Ontology annotation, molecular function: protein binding. The record is from RefSeq and is a predicted model, not a curated record.